This is a messenger RNA of Elephantulus edwardii (Cape elephant shrew), 1287 nucleotides long. It is a transcript of the gene UBLCP1, whose product is annotated as ubiquitin-like domain containing CTD phosphatase 1. Lineage: Eukaryota; Metazoa; Chordata; Mammalia; Macroscelidea; Macroscelididae. Bases 43 to 999 code for a protein of 318 amino acids. Gene Ontology annotation, biological process: protein dephosphorylation. The record is from RefSeq and is a predicted model, not a curated record. Gene Ontology annotation, molecular function: protein serine/threonine phosphatase activity; protein binding. Gene Ontology annotation, cellular component: nucleus. The transcript has 10 exons.
AUUAUUUUUUUAUUAAAAGCUGCCUAAUCAUAUGCUUCAAGGAUGGCUGUUCCUCUUAUUGUAAAGUGGGGAGGACAGGAAUAUUCAGUGACCACACUUUCAGAAGACGAUACUGUGCUAGAUCUCAAGCAGUUUCUCAAGACCCUUACAGGAGUGCUGCCAGAACGCCAGAAGUUACUUGGACUCAAAGUUAAAGGCAAACCUGCAGAAAAUGAUGUUAAGCUUGGAGCUCUCAAACUGAAACCAAAUACUAAAAUCAUGAUGAUGGGAACUCGUGAAGAGAGCUUGGAAGAUGUUUUGGGUCCACCACCUGACAAUGAUGAUGUUGUCAACGACUUUGAUAUUGAAGAUGAAGUAGUUGAAGUAGAAAAUAGAGAAGAAAAUCUACUGAAAAUUUCUCGAAGAGUUAAAGAGUACAAAGUGGAAAUUCUAAAUCCUCCCAGGGAAGGGAAAAAGCUACUGGUACUUGAUGUUGAUUAUACAUUAUUUGACCAUAGGUCUUGUGCAGAGACUGGGGUAGAACUAAUGCGACCGUACCUUCAUGAAUUCCUAACAUCUGCAUAUGAGGAUUAUGACAUUGUUAUUUGGUCUGCAACAAAUAUGAAGUGGAUUGAAGCUAAAAUGAAAGAACUGGGAGUGAGUACAAAUGCAAACUAUAAGAUUACCUUCAUGUUGGACAGUGCUGCUAUGAUAACAGUGCAUACUCCAAGAAGAGGAUUAAUAGAUGUAAAACCUCUUGGUGUUAUUUGGGGAAAGUUUUCAGAGUUCUACAGCAAAAAAAACACAAUUAUGUUUGAUGACAUUGGCAGAAAUUUUCUGAUGAACCCACAGAAUGGACUAAAGAUACGACCUUUUAUGAAAGCACACCUAAAUCGAGAUAAAGAUAAGGAACUUUUAAAAUUAACUCAGUAUCUCAAGGAAAUAGCAAAAUUAGAUGACUUUUUAGAACUGAACCACAAAUAUUGGGAAAGAUACCUCUCAAAGAAGCAAGGACAGUAAUUAUAAGUUACACUGGCAGCUGUUGAAGAUACUUGAGAUCCAUGAACUUCUUGCUUUUAUCCUAGAAACCAUUAUGAUAGUGCUGGGCACUGAAGCAAAAACCUGAGUGCUUAUACUUUGUCUUCCACUUUUUUGUAAAUUUAAUUUUAUAUUUUUUGAAGAUCAUAGCAAUAUGCUUUAAAAAAAAAUCCAUUUUCCCCCCUGUAUGUAUAAACUGUUAACUCUUGGUAAAAUAUUUUCCCCAGCAUUGAUUACUAACUUCCCACCCCACCCCCGCACCACCACCAC